AUGCCACAAUUACGCACCUUAAGACCACAUAAAGGAAUUUUACUAUAUGGCCCACCUGGAUGUGGAAAAUCAAUGCUUAUUUCAGAAGCAUCAAAAAUGGGUGGUGGAACUUAUUUUAACGUUCAAUCAUCAGUUUUAAUAUCUAAAUGACAAGGAGAAAGCGAAAAACUUGUUAAAUUAUUGUUUGAUAUAGCUCGAUUUUAUGCUCCUUCUACAAUAUGCUUUGAUAAUUGUGAUGAUCUUAUUGGACUAACAAAUCUGAGAUUCGAGCUUCAUAAGCAGCUUCAAAUGGCAAUUUUAAAACAAAUUUAUGAUGUUUUUGAAUCGGAAAAUUCUUCUAGAAUAAAUAUAAUUUUUAUAACAAGCAUCCCUUGAGAAAUCAAUUAA
Molecule: messenger RNA, 387 nt
Organism: Blepharisma stoltei
Lineage: Eukaryota; Ciliophora; Heterotrichea; Heterotrichida; Blepharismidae
Source: the annotation of a GenBank genome assembly